GGCAGUGCGCUGGAGGCGACACUAGGGGCGGAGUUUGACCUCUCAAGUCUCAAAACAUUACUAAUCCGCGUCGGGCACUCGGGCUCAGGCCAUCAGCUGCAGAGGCUGGUGGGAGAAAAGAAAAGAACCGGGACGAUUCUCCACCCAAACAUCGUUGUCCCCGCAGGAUCUGCGCGGUGCCAUCGUCGGGCUCGGGCUGUGUGCGCCCUGUGUGCGUGUUGCAGGGGCUGAAUGCUGCACCGUGGCACAUAGUGCGUUACAUGCGUCGGGACGUGUCUGCAGUCAUCUCCAGCCGGGUUUUACUCGCAGGUUUUGGGGGAGAGGUGCUGGGAUCUGCGCGUUGACAGCUGCUGCCGCGCUGAGCCCUCAGCUCGGGGUCUCCGCUCCUCCGAGAGACUGUGUCCGGUAGCUAUUCAAUGUCCAGCAGCACAUGGCUGAAGCUGCCCUGUGGCUGAUCCUGAUGAUGCUUUCGACCAACCGCUCCGGAGGUGCGUGGGGAUGAAAUGGAUGGAGCCCGUGGCCAGACCGACACACCAGCUCCCACCUCCCAGCAUGUCCGGCUGCAGCAAGUCUCCUUCCAACUCCGGGGAAGUUGCAGGCUCUAACUCCAUGGCAUGGGUGAAGAUGUUCAAAAAACCAGGAGGAGGCCUGAAGAAAUCCUACCAGCCUGGGAGCAUGCUGUCACUCGCACUCACCAAAGGCCUGCUGAACGAGCCCGGGCAGAAUAGCUGCUUCCUAAACAGCGCUGUUCAGGUGCUUUGGCAGCUGGAUAUUUUCAGGAGAAGUCUGAGGCAGCUCUCGGGUCACUUUUGUCUGGGUGAUGGCUGCAUUUUCUGUGCUCUUAAGAGUAUAUUCAGCCAGUUUCAACAGAGCAGAGAGCGCGUGCUUCCCUCCGACAGCCUGCGGAACGCUCUGGCUGAAACUUUUAAGGACGAGCAGCGCUUCCAGCUGGGACUGAUGGACGAUGCUGCUGAGUGCUUUGAAAACAUCCUGGAGCGAAUUCAUUUACACAUCGUUUCAGACACGGCGACUGAUGCUUGUUCAUCUAAAUCCUGCAUCACCCAUCAGAAGUUUGCAAUGAUGCUUUAUGAGCAGUUUGUGUGUCGCUGUUGUGGUGCAUCUUCAGAUCCACACCCGUUCACAGAAUUUGUACAUUAUGUCUCCACCACUUCUUUAUGCCAACAGGUUGAUCGAAUGUUUGGUAAAAACGAGCGGCUCAGGUCCGACAUGUUUGGAGAAUUGCUGCAGGCAGCAAACAACACAGGGGACCUCCGCAGCUGCCCGAGUGACUGUGGUCAGAGCAUCAAGAUCCGCCGUGUGCUCAUGAACUGUCCAGAGAUCGUGACCAUAGGAUUCGUGUGGGACGCCGAGCAGUCGGAUCUCACGGACGAUGUCAUCCGGUCGCUUGGCCCGCGUUUGAACCUGUGUGGGCUUUUCAACCGCGUCACUGAUGAAAAUGCCAAGCGGAGCGAGCUACAUCUGGUGGGGAUGAUCUGUUUUUCGAGUAAACAUUACUCAGCUUUUGCCUAUCACACCAAAUCUUCAAAAUGGAUGUUUUUUGAUGAUGCUACUGUAAAGGAGAUCGGAUCCAAAUGGAAAGACGUGGCCUCUAAAUGCAUCAGAGGACAUUUCCAGCCUCUUCUCUUGUUUUACACUAAUCCUGAGGGAAGUCCAGUGUCCAAUGAAGACGCACCGAGACAAACCACAAUGUGUCCCCGCUACAAAGGCCAAGUAAAUGGUGACGUGACAGUUUUGUCUGGAUACCAGGGGCCUUUAAAUCAUUCCUGGGAUAUUUUACACAUAAAGCAAAUCAAGGGAAGCUUGCUGCAUCAGAAAGGAGGUGAUGCGAAGUCAAGUACAGCGUCGUCACCUUCACACAACGGUAAACAUCAUGCCAAACCUCAGGGAAAGAACCAUGACCAAGUUUCACAUUCACAUCUGAAGAGCAGUCCGAGUUCAAGAAGGAAAUCAAAGUACACGUCCGGCACCUCCAGGAAAGUUGUGUGUUCAGAGCGGGACUCCGCUGGUUGUGAGAGCAGGUCGAGUGAUCAGCAGGAGCUGACAAACUGUAGAGAAAGUACAGCCCUGAGGCACAUCACCAAAACCAGCAGCUCAGAGUGGAACAGCUCCGAUGAUCUCGCUCUCUCGGAGUCCGAGGACAGAGAAAGUACUUAUCGCUCCAGCAACAGCGAGGCCGCUGCCUCCGAUCCCCAGUGUCCUCACAUAACGCUGCCAUACCAGCCUCCCUGCAAUGUGAACGCAGAGCCCCUGAACAAUCAGCGUCAGCUCAGCACCACGGGGUCGCCUCACCUCCGACCCUCCCAGCGGAUGUCUCCUCACCAGGUGGAAUCCAGCCACGCGGUGUUCCGCCCGAGGAUGCUCCAAGAACCCUUCCCGCAGAGUCCUCGUCUUUCCUCCACGUCCUACGUCAGUCCUCUCAGGAAGCCCGACAUGUCCGGCCUCCGAACCUUCUCAGAUGCAAGCUCCAAGUCGGGCUCUGACCCGGAGAGGAGCACUCCGUCGUCAUGUGACAGCGAGGAAAGACUCGGUGGAUGUAGAGCGGAGCAGGCAGCGCCGGCUCAAGAGGUUUCUCUGACAACAUACUUCACUGUGGAUAACUGUAUGACAGAAACAUACCGUCUCAAGUACCACAACCAGAGGCCUCUUGUCCUCUCAGCCACGGUGCCGCGGACAGUGGUCGCGACGGAACGCAGAGAUACCAGCCACACACUCCCCACCGACACACACUCACAAGAUGUGCCAAAAACCAGACCUGAAACAAGCCAUAAUAGCAAUAAACCCACUGCAAAAUGGAACCCGGUGACGGCCAAAGGACUGGACGAUCGUGGUUUUUUAUGAGUGUUAACUCGGUAAGUUUUGUUUACAAAGAUGGACUGUGGUCAGUUGAGAAUUAACUGGAUGCCAAAGAGCUUAGAGAAUGGAAAGAUGUUCUGAAGUGUGACAUCUCCAAACUGAGUGGAAUUUAUUUAUGCAAGCUUGUCACUGAAGACAGAUUUCUAAAUACUGUUUGAUGGAUUAUUAACUAUCACAUUUAUUGUCUUCCAUUAUCCUGCAGCAUUGCUGCACGAAGAUUUUGUUUUUUACCAAAAUCUAGACUGUUUCCAGUUUGCACAAGUCUUUAGGUCACUUUAUCUCAAGUUUAAAAUGUUUAUUUCUUUAUUUGUACAGCAGUUCUGCAAAAGUGCUGCAGAACUGCAUGUACUGAUACAGUGUAUGUGAAGUCAGGCAUGGAAGAUGAUGGUGAGCUACCGUUAGAUUGAUUGUACUGUGGUGUGAGGUGUGAUAACGUAUCACAGCACGAUGACAUGAAAUGGUUUGUUGAAUUUACAUGAUCAGAAUAUGAUGUCAUUCUACACAACAAAAUAAAACCUACAGGUCGAGUUGUGAAUCUUCAGCUGUGCAUUGGAAAUAUAGACAGUUUAAAAAGAUGGAGGACACGUCUCCCCUUCCACUAUCCAGAUAUGAAGCUAAAAUAUCCUGGAUACGAAUUGCAACAUCUUCCUCAUCUUCACAGUAGUGAUGGGGAAGGGACUGCAGCGUCGAGAUCUCGUCGAUUCAUGCAUUUGACCAAUCCUGAGUCAGUCUCAGCUGUCAAUCAUUUCAUUUCACCCCCAUUGUGUAGCUUCAAAUUACUAUUUAAAAAACAUUUGAACAAACAUCAGUGUGAUAACAACAACUACCUAAAAUUAUGAAAAAAAUUAUUUGAGUUUAACUCAAAUAACAUUUUUCUGUCUGAUCCCGUCUGAGCCCGAGAGAAAUCUAACCGAGCUCAACUUUGACCCAGACUUUGAGUCUGUCCUGAUGCAGCUGAUAUGUGCUGCACUAAAGCUCCCUCCCCCUCACACAUGGUUAUUACUGUUUUACUCAAUGAUAAAGAAGUGCAGUGUGUAAAAAAUCAGUCUUGACGUGCUCGGGUCGCACUUCCACACUCUACUUUGGUCCAUGUCCCAUCCACUAACAUGGAGGAGGGAGGUUUUAUGACCGAGACGUCAUGUCGUCCAUCUUUACAGUCGAUGGCUGGACGUAAUCUCACUAAAGGAAGCUGAAUUAACAAAACUGAGACUCAAUGACUUUAUGAACAUUGAGGGCUUUGGGUCACCAGGGAACAGACCUUGCAACACUAGUUGUAUUCAGUUAGUGAUUUGUUUCAUCUGUUAUCAGUUAUCAGCUCUUUCACAACAUUGACGUGUCAAUGAAUGACUGACGGGCGAACCCCUAACAGUCCUCGGCUGUAAAAAAAAAAUCUGUGGAGAAAGAUUCUGUUUAAUUCUUUUCUUCAAGUGAUUUGUUCAUUUCUUUGGGAAACAAAAAUCAUCAGUUGAUUUGAUCCAAUCGCUCAUAAAUAUGUAGAGAACUUUCAGAGACAGCCCUCAGGUUAUUCGUCACUAAAUACCAUCAUGUAAACUUGUGUAGUCGAACCUCGGUCCUUCUAAUCCUUUCUUUUAAAACUCACAGUGAUGUCAAAUUGUAUUUUCUCAGUCUUCCUGUUCAAGUAGAAAGAUUUAAACAGGUCUGUAAUUGCAGGUAUUUUCAUAAAGAUGCCAAUAUAGGUAAUUUGCCUAUCCGAUAUUAUUAUUAUUAUAAUUAUUAUUGAGCGUACAACAAAUAUUCUUGUCAAUAGGAUUAAUGUUCAGAAACCUGCAUGUGGCCUUUACAGAAGUCUUAAUAGCUGCGUGUACAGCUUGAGCAUGAGCAUGAAAAUACUGGACUGAGUCCAACGAACAGAAAUUCUAUUUGAUUUUACUUAAUUGUAAUAAAGUAAAUUCAUUAAAUGUCAUUUUGUAACUGCAGUUGAUUUGGAAACAUUUCAAUGCUUGAAUAGUCAGUUGUUUAUGCAUCCAUUGUAAAUACAAACAACACGACUGUCCGAGACAAACUAUGCAUCCACUGACGGUUACUUUGAGAUUAUUUUAACGGCACAUUUCAGUGUUUUUUUAAGCUUUGUAUUGUGUCCAUCAGACAUUCCUGAGAACACGCAUAAAGAAAAUCAGUGUUUUCAAUUUUCAGAUAUUUUCUCACUUUCUUCCGUGCUUCACUAAAGUCUUUUCCUGCCAUUUAUACACACGUGUUUUGUUUCAUUUAUUUUAUUUGCUUUGUUGUCUCUCAAUAAUAUUUCUCAGCUUCACAUACUGAGUCACUAUAUUUCAUGUUUAUGUCCAACAUUGGGGAUAAUAAUCAAACCUAAACUAAAUGUGAGCAUCUUGCGUUUUUCAUUUUAUAUUUAUUGAUAUUUAAAUCUAAGAAAAAAAAGGCAUAAAAUGUAAGUCAGCAAUUUGAAAAAUGUUUUUGAUUAAUUUGAAUUCAACUAUAUGCAGUGACACAUGCCUUUAAAUGAUUUGAUUGUGCUGUAGUGAUUAUAAUUCUAUUUUAUUUUUACUGUUCACUUUAAGAUAUCUUAUCUGUUCUCGAGAUAAUGACAUAAAAAUUGUUAAAUUACUGGACAAGCUGAAGCUGAGUUGAAUAUAUUAACCAGGUUUUCUCAAUGUUGUCUCACCUGCAAAGUGUUUUCCGUUGGUUUGUUAUGUGUCAUUUAUUUACAGUAUUUUUCUUGUUAUCUAAUUUUAUUUUCUGUAAAGAAAAAAAGAGAUUUUCUUUUGUUGUAUUCACUCAAGUUUUAUUUCACACUCUGAACUUUGUGUCUUCAGUUGUAUCAAGAGUGCCUUGACAUUUUUUGUGUGUGCUUGCAUACGUGUGUGAGUGAAACCACACUUACAGAACGAAGGAGAUGAUUGAAAGUGAUGCAGGAUGUCAUGUGAAAACUUUUGAAUAUGCAAUGCCAUUAGUGACAUAUCUGGUGACACUUCUCUGUGUGCACCGUCGCUCUGUGUGAGGGAGUGUUUGAAGGGUGGUUUUGUGCCAGGUCUAACUCUCCUAUAGACCCUUUCAGACUUGGAGGCAGCAAACUCAGCCGUUUGCUCCUCAUGCAGCAGCAGUUGGCAAGUUUGAAUGUGUUCGUAUGUCGACAGCAGAGAGAAGCGUGUGCAUCCCAGCUCAUUCUUGCUGCUUUUAAGUCUGAAGGAGCCUUAUCAUACAAAAAGAUGUUUUUUCCAGUGUUUGAUUUGGAUUAUUUUAUGUACAGGGUGUGUGCGCUAGGACAUUAUUACGUUGAUUAUUGGUUUUUCUUCUUGCACCCACAAUCUACAGCUAAAGGCUUUAUUUACAGUAUUCUAUAUAGGCUCAUUUUUCAACAGGUCUUUUCAACCUGUGUCACCCUACAUCACAGUUGGUAUUGCAUCAAAACCACAUCUUUUAUCUUGCGCUAAAUAUACGGGGUAAGAGUCUAAUUCCACUGUACAACACUCAUAAACACCUGUUGUACCCGUGUGUGUGGUUAGAGUCCGGCCUGACGUCGUCGGUGCUUCAGUGAAUGACUUGACUACUCGCGGGAAGUUUAGACCAAUUUAAAAGACACGUGUAAAAUCUGUCUACACUUUAUAUUUUUGUAGAUAAUAUAUAUUUAUUUUUAUUCAUUGUUGAAUAAAGUUUA
This is a messenger RNA of Paralichthys olivaceus (Japanese flounder), 6508 nucleotides long. Lineage: Eukaryota; Metazoa; Chordata; Actinopteri; Pleuronectiformes; Paralichthyidae. The record is from RefSeq and is a predicted model, not a curated record.